AUGUCGAUAUCACGAGCUAUAAACCAAAUCUUUCGAGCGCCUGAACAGGCUGAGGGCGCAGGUGCCCGAGUGCGCCGCGCCAUUGGUAGCAUGCACAAGCGCAACUUCUCGCCUUUCCUCAUGUUCGACCACAUGAGCGGCAGCACCGGCGCCAGCUUCCCCGAUCACCCUCACCGUGGACAAGAGACUGUAUCCUACAUCCUCAAAGGCUCAGUAGAGCAUGAGGACUUUGCGGGCAACAAGGGUGUUUUACGGGCCGGUGAUCUGCAGUUUAUGACGGCGGGGAGAGGCAUCAUGCACUCCGAACAGCCGCUACCGGACGAUGAUGGAACCCCAGGGGCCGGAUUCCAACUGUGGGUCGACCUUCCGAAGCAUCUGAAGAUGUGCGAGCCCAGGUACCGAGACUUGCACGCGAAAGAAAUACCUCAAGUUCAACUCGAUGAUGGCAAGGUGCAUGUCAAGGUCAUCUCUGGCAAAUCUGGCGAGGUCGACUCGGUGAAGGAUCUGGCAUAUACACCUGUCUGGUACCUCGACGUGGAGAUCAAGCCGGGCGGCAGGUUGACCCAGCCCUUACCUCAGGAUUGGAAUGCUUUCGCAUAUGUCUUUGAGGGUUCUGCGGUCUUUGGUUCGAAGAACAAAGGCCAGAGCAGCGCCGGUACGUUCGACGCCGUCAUCUUCGAACGAGAGGGCGAUGCAGUCGACAUCGAAGUUCCAGAGACCGCACGUGAAGGUGCACGUCUUCUCUUGAUCGCGGGGCAGGUUUUGGACCAGCCGAUCACGCAACAUGGGCCUUUUGUCAUGACCAGUCGGCAGGAAGUACAACAGGCGGUCGAAGACUUUUACAUGCACAAGAACGGAUUUGAAAGAGCCAAGGAUUGGCGGAGUGAGAGUUCGAAAAAGAAGGGGCUGUAUUGA
Colletotrichum spaethianum is the source of this 915-nucleotide messenger RNA. RefSeq names its product pirin. The transcript has a single exon. Lineage: Eukaryota; Fungi; Ascomycota; Sordariomycetes; Glomerellales; Glomerellaceae. The record is from RefSeq and is a predicted model, not a curated record. The coding region runs from base 1 to 915 and encodes 304 amino acids.